GUGCAGUGCACAGUACGUAACCUAAAUUAUAGUUAGAUAAAUUUAUUAUUAAUAAAUAUUAAAAACAAUGUUCAAUAUUGUUGUUCCUGCUAAAAGAAUUGGUACGAUUUUUCCAUCUUGGAAAAAUAAUAUGCGAUCGUUUGGUUAUCUGAGAAGAAUAAGGCGUGCAUUCAGAAAAUAUGUUUAUCAGACGGAAAGUAAACCUCCUUAUUUUCAUGUUACUCAAAUUGGCGACCCUGUUUUACGCGCCCCAACUUUGCCGGUAAAUCCCGAAGUUAUCGACAAGUUUCAAUUUAAACUUGCAUUAGAACAAAUGAAAAGAGUUAUGAAACUUUAUAAUACUGUUGGAUUAUCCGCCUGUCAAAUUGGUUUACCAUGGAAAGUUUUUAUGAUACAUGUUAACGAACAAUAUUUAAAAGAAGUUGGUGAAGAAAUAAGUAAAAUUCGUGAAAUGGAAAUAGUACCAUUACAAGUAUUUAUUAAUCCUAAAAUUCGAAUUAUUGAUCAUAAAUUAAUUACCUUUCCCGAACUAUGUGCUAGUGUUCGAGGUUACACUGCAGAAGUACCCAGAGCAAGAGAAGUUGAAAUUACGGCUCUUAAUGAGUUGAAAGAACAAUUUACUGUAAGGUUCAAAGGUUGGACUGCGAGAAUCGUUCAACAUGAAAUGGACCAUUUAAAUGGAAUAAUAUACACUGAUAAAAUGAAUAAAGCAACGUUUUCUUGCUGUUAUUGGGACGACAUUAAUAGGCAUAAAGGACUCAUAGAGAUACGAUUCGAUUCGUAAAAUUCUAAGGAAAGUUUAGAAAAAAUCAAUAGGGAAAUAUGUACGAUACAAUCAAUAGCAGAAUACAUAACAUUAUAUUUAUAUGUAUAUAUACAUAUAUAUACAUACAUAUGUAUGUAUAAUAUAACAAUGCGUAUACAAUUAUAUUCUGCAUUGCUUUAUCAUUGGACACAUUUAUGGUAUCAAUGUAAUAUUCUUGACAUCGUUUCUUAUUUUUUAUCUUUUAUUAAAUGUAUCUUCUAGAAUCACAGAUCCUAGGAGAGAAAGAGAGAGAGAGAGAGAAAGAAAGAAAGAAAGAGAGAGAGAGAGAGAGAGAG
Molecule: messenger RNA, 1101 nt
Organism: Polistes dominula (European paper wasp)
Lineage: Eukaryota; Metazoa; Arthropoda; Insecta; Hymenoptera; Vespidae
Product: peptide deformylase, mitochondrial
Biological process (GO): N-terminal protein amino acid modification; peptidyl-methionine modification
Cellular component (GO): mitochondrion
Molecular function (GO): peptide deformylase activity
Source: RefSeq, a predicted model, not a curated record